Messenger RNA from Fopius arisanus, 1087 nucleotides. RefSeq lists its product as uncharacterized. The record is from RefSeq and is a predicted model, not a curated record. Lineage: Eukaryota; Metazoa; Arthropoda; Insecta; Hymenoptera; Braconidae.
GUGCAGCAUUUUGCCUUUAAAUAAUACCAUUCCACUGUGACAAGUCUUGUCACAGAUUGUCUUGUCAAAUGGAGAAUUGUUUUUAAAAGAGAAGGAAAAAAAUCAGUUAGAAUGAAUCCUUCUACAUCGAAUAAACACUCUCGACGAUCUUCAUCCUCGAUCUUGAAAGGUCCAAAAAUGCAAAAAUGCAAGAAAGGUCUGUCAGAAGAAACUCCCUCUUCAUCAGUUGAGUCCACUCCGUCGAGAUUAAAGAGGAGAGUUAGUUUUGCCGGGAAAAAACAUGUCAAGGAAUUCUGUGACUCCAUGGAGCAGGGAACAGUAUGGGACAACACCUACGAGGAAAGUGAUAGCUCUCACAUGGCCAAAAGCCACAAUGAUGACCAUCAACCUCAACUUUCUUCCCAAGAGGAUUCCGACGCCUCUCCCAUCCUAGAAUUCACUUCAAAUCAUCCAAGACACGGCGCAAAAUCCAAAGGUCUGAAUCCAAACUUCAUAAAUCCCGACAUGAUAGAGAAUUACCCAGAACUGUUUGUGGAGAAGGAAAAUAUCCCGAUGAAUCCCAUGGCAGAUGUUUCGUCACCAGAGGAGGAAUUGAUUCCCCUACAAGUUACCCAAAAGGUGUCUUGUAAAUUCUCAAUUUACUGCGACGACGACAGUCCUUCGUCGCAAGAGAAAGUUGAAAACACAACUGGGAACAAGUCUGAUGAUCGUACAUUGACCCUGACAGAUUCUUGUCGCUUGGAGUUUAUUGAAAAUGACCAGAACCUCACAAGGGAGUCUUCGAAGACCCCUUUACCCAGAAGGAGUAUCUUCGAAGGGAUGGAGAUGACUGAAGCCCUGUCCUCAGUGCUAGGCAUCAUGGGCCCCAAAAAUAAUACAGAAAACCCUCAAGAUCUAGUGGAUCCUACUGAAGCAAUCCCGUCAGUAUUACCUCAUAAAUCUGUGUGGAAUGUUCUACACGCAACCGAAGACCCCGUUAAUCCUCAGAGAUCAACAAGGAAGAGUCUUCUAAACCCUGAAGCUAUGGAGAUGACGCAAGUCAUAUCUCCGUCAUUCCGAACUGUAGACGUCUCAAGUGAGAAUGGAU